AUGAACUCCGGUGGUGGAAAGAUGACGAGGUCUGAGGGUUAUAAAGUGAAGAGGAGACGAGAGAGAAAAGUGGCGUCGUUGGAUCUGAAAGCUGAGCAAAACAGAACCAAGAUGACAUUGAGCAGAGAAACAUUAAACAGGUUAGAGGAUGGAAUGACAAAAAUCCAUGUCCUUAGCUUCAAAUUGUACUUCAAGUUCCAUCACUGGUACUCAUUCUGUUCACUGUUAUCUCAACUCACAACAUUAUCAAAUCUUGCUUCCUCUCCCAAUAAUGACUGA
This is a messenger RNA of Sphenostylis stenocarpa, 279 nucleotides long. Lineage: Eukaryota; Viridiplantae; Streptophyta; Magnoliopsida; Fabales; Fabaceae. The record is from the annotation of a GenBank genome assembly.